ACAGGUCAAUUUUGUAUGGCGGUUGUUGGUUGGAAAAGCAUCAGAAAAUCUAAAGAAUACAUCUAUAAUUACGUAGAUCGUGUACGUUUCGCUGAGAGCUCAUUUCCCGACUACAAGUGUCCGUCACGUGGCUCUGGUUGGCGACACAAUAAAUCCAUAUCACAUCUUGAUUUGGCCACCAGCUGUCACAGUGCAGCUGCUGGUUUAAAUCACUGGUCGUCAUCGCAUCAAACGCGCCAUCAUCAGUUGCGUCAUUCGCGUUCGUUGGACUAUAACCAUAUCGAUCGUUGCAAAGACGCACUGGACAUUGCAGAGUAUUAUUGGCGCGUCGAACCGGAACAGGAAAUUUAUGACGAAGAGGAAGAAGAAGAGGAAAUUAUAGAACCAGAACAACAUAUAGGUCCACAACAGCAGCAACAACAACAACAACAUCCACAGCAACAAUUGAAAUACGUCAGUGAACAUCAUUUAACCCAACACUAUAGAGAUUUUAAGUGUGCUGAUGAAAAUUAUCAUCAUUCUACAAAUAACAUCUAUCAAUCUACACAACAACUACAACAUCAACAACAACAGCAGCAGCAACACCAACUACAACAACAGCAGCAGCAACAUCCACAUCAACCACGUCAGCAAAACAUACAGCAGCAACAGCAACAACAUCAAUCAAACAACGUCUCAAUACAACCACCUCCACCACCACAAGCAUUCGAAUUUGCCAGCGAUUCGUGUAGUUUAAGACGAUCGCGCAGUUUAGCCGUCAUACGUGAGGAGACAUUUAGCGACCUGCAAAUUAGUUCUUCAAACGGCAGUAGACGAUCACAACUGAUACCGCGUGCUCGUUUAGUGAAUCGCGGUUAUUUUCGGGAACGUGAAAGAUUAAUUUGUGGCAACAAUAAGCAUCAUCAUCAUCACCACACAUCAAGAGAAAAACUGACAACAAAUUGCAAUUGUAACAAUAGUGCUUGCAAUACAAACACUGGCGUAGUGGGCGGACCAGUCAAUGGUUGUUACUGUCAAGAUCUAGACGAACAGAGUAACGAAAGUAUAGCCGAGACUUGUGAUUCACAUCAACAACAAUUACAAUUACUACAUCAUAAACAACAACAACAACAGCAGCAGCAACAACAACAGUCACAACAUUUACACUACCAUCCUCACUACCAUGACACACAGACUACGGUGGGAGCUGCAGCCACAACAAAUGAUUAUUAUGAACAUUUAAAACGUUUAGAUAAACUAGCACUUGGCCUUGUCACGGAACAAUUGCAUCCCUGGCACAACGAUAAAAGCGAUUUGGAAAGUUUAAAUUCUGAUUAUUUUAAAAAUUCCCUACAUCAAUCGAACGACUUGAAACAACAUCACCAGCAACAGCAGCAACAACAUUUGCAUCAGCAUCCUCACCAACAGCAGCAGCUGGAAUUUGAGACAUUUGAACAGGCGGUACAUUUGCUGGCCCAGGAGAAACCCCGCAUAUACCAAUCGAGAAGACAAAAACGUUCUAGUAAUUUAGAGAAAUCUCCGAAACUAUCCAAUUCCACACCGGCCAGUGGUGGCGAAUCUUGUCCGGAGAAUAGCCAGAGUAGUGUAUUUCCCGAGACCACCACCAGCAAUUCGGAUGAUCAAACCGAUAGUGCUUCAUUGUCCGAGCAGGAGUAUGAUAUAACAAAAAUCGAGGAAAUUUUUCAAAAGACUCAAAUCGAGGGUGAUGAAGAAAGUUACGAAAUCAUAAGCUUGACAACAACCACACGUACCCGUUUCGAAACUACCGAAGACGAGGCAGAAGAUCCGGAAGAGGAAGAAGAAAGGGAACGCGACAGAGAUCGUUUUCUGGAGGAACAAAUUAAUACACAUAGAUUUCGUAGUGAAUCGGAUGCUAUAUCCCGGGAAGGCGAAGAGCAAGAAGAGGAAGCUGACGAUACCGAAGAAUCAAAUAGACACACUACCACAGAUACUGAAAUUGAGGGCACCCUAAAGAGAGCCCGGGCAAGUGAUAAUUUACAAAAGAUUAUAGCCUAUGACUCGGUGUAUCUAUCAUCUGAGGAAAGUUCCGAUAGCACACUAAUUGAUGUAGAUGCAUGUGAUACUUCCUUAGAGGUAGCCAGUUUAUGCACCUGUAUAGAUGAGGUAGAGACUCUGCUGCAUAUUUCCAUAGAGGACACUAUCUACGAGCCUCUGGCUAAGCAACAUAAAUUUGAAGUGAAUUGUAAUAGUCAGGAUUCGCUAUUAACACAACCAGAAACCGUUAGUUUUGUGGAGACAGUAAAUACCAAAAUCGAAAUCUUAGAUCAUUUGCCAGACGAUUUGAAUGUGGACGAUAUUAAACCCAUAUAUACGCAAAUUCUUAAAAUUGAACACACUCCCUGCUCCAGUAGUCUGCAACAACAACAACAUAGCACUUGCAUACCGGCUGGUGUUACCUCAAGUGCAGCUAGUAAACCAAAGAUUUUAUCGGUUGUUGAAAAACGCAAACUAAAACGUUAUUCUGACUCUGCCUAUUCCUCCAAUGUUAGCGAUUCAUCGGACAAAGCUCUAACACCACCCACAACAGACUCAUCAUCUGGCUGCUCAGCGUACACGCAACACGCCAGUCAUUUCAAACGUCAAGUGGCGGAACCUCUUUACAUACCUUUAAAAACGAAUCUUAGUGAUAAUCAAUAUCACAGCUUGCCUGACGUCAACAUCGGCCAAAGUCUUAAGGUCUCCGAAAGCAUUGAUGCGCAACUGAGGUCAUCAUAUAAUUUAGAUAAUUGCUGUUCUGAGGAAGACGAUGCGGUAGACGAUUGUGAUUUACAGCACGAAUCUGCUCACACGUCUACAUUGUUAGUUGAUAAUCAUUGUAUCAACAAUAGCACUAGUAAUAAUAAUUGUAAGACACGUGAGGAAGUUGUUACUUCUGAGGAGAUUUAUGAUUCCAUAAAACGUUUUGGCAGAGCUCAUCAACAGUUUAAGCAGAAACAGAGUGAAGAGGACCACCAGCAACAGCAGGAGGAUAAGGAAGAAUCUUGGGGUUCAGAGAAUUCAUUUGAAAUUGAAGAGGAUAAAGAUACAACUCCAAUACCGCAGCUUGAAAUAGCUGAAAAUUAUAACGCCGAACAAACACAAACUUCAGAGCCAACCGCUGAAAUAAAUCAACAAUCAAACCUUAGACAAGAAAUUGAAUUGCCCACGGAACAAAAUCCGGACACCACAAAAUCUUCCCCAUCCUAUUCUCCCCAACAACAAAGCUACGACAGUUUGGAGAAAUCCAAAGACGCGCCUGGCAUUGAAAUAGAAAACUUCAGUCAACAAAUCGAGCGUAGAGCCAAAGAAAUACGUGCAAGUGGUAGACGCACUCAAUUGCAACAAAUUGAAUUUGCCAAUCGAGCCAAAUUUCGUUUAGAAAAUACUUUAAGUCAAUACGAAGAUAUACAAGAAGAAACCAAAGAAACUAAAUACAAUAAAUUACAAAAGCAAACAAGCAAAAAUUCGCUAUUCCGCAUAGUGGUAACGGAUGCCCAAAACAAUAUUAUAGAAGAAGAUUCCAUAGAGAGUUUGGAGACCAAAGAAAUAAAAAGAGAAGAGGAAAAGGAAAAUUUCAAUUUGCAAAAUAACAAAAAGAACAACAAUAGAUUAGAAAACACGGAUGAGCUGUUAAUGGUGAGAUUUUCAAAGGAGCGUCUUAAAGAAAAGCCAACAACCACUGGAAGUUUGAGUAAUAGAUCCAGCGGUUCUCUUAAGAGAGUACCUUCGAAACACAAGAGACAGCAAUAUCCUACAACUGCUACUACAGCCAACGGCUCAAGUCCACAUUUGAGCAUAGCAGAGGCCAAAAAACUUUUGCUAUCACCCAAGUCCAAGGAACGAAGGGUGCUUAGUAAUCAAAUUUAUAGAGCAAGACCUGUUAAGGUUAUAACAACCACAACAACGACCACCACCACAACAACAACAGACUCAUUUCGACGCAACAAAGUCAAGCAUCAAAGCAACAAAAUGUCGCGGCCACAAAUUUUACAAGUCAUCGACAACAAGCGUAAAUUAGAAAGUGGCUUAACAGUAAAUGGCAACCCAACAACGGCUGGUAACCCAAUAACAGCAACAACCACAACAUUUAAUGCCAACCAUAUAUUCCACAAUAAUGGAGAAGGCAGUCAGGUGGAAAACGAAUAUUUGAAAAAGGUUGAUGCUGUACGUUGUUAUUGGUCCAAAUUGGUAAAUAGUGAUUUAGAGCAGCAACAACAACAGCAGCAGCAGCUACAUGAGGCAGACGACGAACGAGAGGAGGAAGAAGAAAAAGAAAAGGAGCCAGUUUACUGCCAGGACGAAAAGAAACUUUUGAAACAAAAACCAGAAGUUGUAAAUGAACAACAGCAGCCAGCAGAAUAUAAAGAGCAAAUAUCUUAUACGAAACAAUCAAAGAAAACAAAUGACACGGAAAAUUUGAAUGAAUCUCAGCCACAACAGCCAACUCAACUAAAACACCAGGAGCAUCAACGUUACGAAGAAAAAAAGCAAUUUAUUUUAGGUGCACAGUCGACAACUGCUUCAGAUGAAGUAGACAACCGAGUGCAUGUAAGAAAUGUAGCAGCCAUGACAUCAGGUGACAGCCACAACAAGACGUUGGCAAACAAUAGCAGCAGCCAACAGCACCAGCACCACCAAGAUGACUAUUGCAGUUUUAUGCCCUCCAUAGAAAUAGUCGAAUUAGAUGGUGACAAAACGGCCACCAUCGUUAGUGCGGUGCCAUCGAAUCUAUCGUCGCUAGGUGGCAAUGAGGCCAACGAUGCGGAUAUCGAUGACGCCAAUGAGCCACAAUUCGAUCAUAUACGUUACAAAGUUUUGAAAUCACAACAACUGCUGCGCAGCAAUGUGUUGGCACGCAACAAAAAGGAGGCACAAUUCGAUGGUCUCAUUCAGUACUUGCAGGAAUACAGUUUCCAAGAGUUGUUGUCCAACAACAAUGUAGUCAUUGUGGAGCCAGUGCGCACUAAAAUUGAAAGGCCAAGUGGUACACACAAUACCAUAACCGGCCGUCUGACAAAAGAUGCCUGUGCAACAAAGGCAUCAUCAUCCACAUCAACACAACAUGCACCAAAUGAGGGCAAACGAAAGCAACGUAAUGCCAGUGGUGGCAAUACAAAACUAAAUGCUCAUGGUAGCGGAAGUGGUUGUGGUGGCAGUGGCAUAAAACGACACUUUUUCUAUCAACCCGUACGAGUAAAUCGUGAAUUAUAUGAAGAGGAAUUGCCAAAUCCAGAUACAGUAAGAAAUGUGCGUAAAUUUUUCGAAGAACACAUAUUGCCAACACCAGGUCAAGGACUGUUAACAAAGGCCAGUCAACAGCACGAGCAAAAACAACAGCAACAACCGAAUGGCGCCAACAAAACAGCGACUAAACAAACAAGUCCUAAAUCACGUAGAGCUAGAAAAUAUCGUUACCUCACCAUAGACACCUCCUAUGGACAUGCAACUACAGCAGCCGCUGCAGCAACAGCAGCUAAACAAACCAUAAAUUCACCACAACGAAAAUGGGAUACGGCCAGUCUAUCGAGCGGUAUUUCCAGUGGUGAUUUGUCAUCGCCAUGUGAAUGCAACGACAUGGAAAAUAACCAAAAACAUACUGAAACAAUGCCAACAGCGGUCAGCAACAACAAUGCCAUGCCUCAAAAGGAACUGGAAAGUAAUGAGCAAAACUUAACCUCCCAAGAGGCAGAGGAUUAUGAAGCUACAAAACCCAUACAUGUCCAGGAUUUGGUAAGGAAACAUAACAGCACUAACACUGUAAGAAAACCACGUACAUCUGCUUUUGGCGUACCAGUACGUUCAUCGGGCAUACGUCCUCGUAGCGCCAUCUAUGGAUCGCUACACAAAAGUUCCAAGUCCAGUAAUUAUCGUGACAUUUAUGAAUAUCACAUCAAGCAUGCCUACCACGACUCCGAUGAUCAUGAGGCGGCCGAUGAUGGUGACGCUGAUGAGGAUGAUGAUGAUAAUGAUUUGUUUGGUGAUGUGGAGGACGACGAGGAUGAGUUGUGUGAUACGUACUAUGUCAGUAAUGAUGUUUUGCGUAAAAUACGUGAAUGUGGUUCUUCCGUUACCUAUUACGGUGGUCGUGUUGUACAAACAACCUCUACGUCUGCGGCUGCUAAUCCACUAGAAAGUUAUGGUUGUGGCAACAAUGGACACAAUUUCAAUAAUACAAUUGCCAACAAUGCAGCAACAACAAUGUCCUUAAAAAAUCCCACAAUGAUGACACAAACCCAAACGAGGGCUAGAGUUCGUGAAAUUGAAACUUGCUGUAAUAAUGCUGCAGCUGCAGAGGGUGCAGCAGCAAUAUGCUCCAUGAAAACCACUAAUAAUGAAUGCCAUUUCCAUGGGAAACAAUUAGAACAAAAGAAAUUUCACUUAAUAAAGAACGAUAAUGUGGCGAACAAUGGAGCCAAAACCAUGACAACGCCAACAGAUGAAUACAACCAAAAUAAUAAUGUGAAACAUAAAGCUCAAGGUUAUAGAGGAGUAGGAGGAGGAGCAGGUGAUAAGGCGGAUCAUAAUGGAGGCGGUGGCAUAACAUUUAAACUUGUUAAAUCAAACAGUUGUAGCAGUCGUUUGGAAUUGGCUGGUGCCACAGACAAUGAGCCCGAAGAAACGGAAGUUGUGCGAAAAAUGGUACAUCAUUUUGAGGCAACAAAAACCAACACUAAUGCGAAUAUGACAACGAAAGGCAGUAGCAGUGGCAGCAGCAGCAACAAUGAGACAACAUUAACAAUAAACCAUCAAACAUGUCAAGAUAAUGAAGUGAGCGGCAACUACAAGCAUAAAGCAAAUGAUGAAGUUUACGCUCAAAAUGCUACUCCGGUUAAAAGAGAAGGUCAGGUCAUUGAGGAAAAGAAUCACGAUUGUGGCAUUAAACUAGUAACUGUAAAUAAUCACAUCAAUAUUGCUAAAGGAAAUUUAACAGAGUCCUCCUCUGCAGCAAAUGAUUUGAUAAAAACCAGCAAAAGAAAUGUGAACGAAGAAUUUCAGGAACUUCAGCAAGAGGAAGUUGAAAAGAAAAUGGAAGAACAGAAAAUGUAUCAUAGUGAAGCUAAAGAUAUACAUUUGGAUAAUAGCAGUGGAGGCCGAAGAGAUGCUGGCAAUGGUAAUGUUAAUGGGGGAACAUGUGUGAAAAUAUGCCGUAAUAAAAAUGUCGAUUUGGCAUUUACUUUUGUUAAGCAGCAGCCAGCUAAAUCCUCUGGGAUCAACCCUGAAAUUGCCAAAAAUAUCACACAUAUUGGAAAAGAAAUGAAUUUACAGGAGGAACAAGUCAACAAAGAUAAAGACAGCCUGUCGAAGAAAUUGGUGACAUAUGAAAACACGCUGUUACCCACAAUAACAGCAACAACAAAAAUAAAACAUAUACAGAAUAAAAUGUCAAUGGGGGAUUUGAAAGUUGAUGAAGCACAAAACAAAUCGAACACAAAAAUAACAAACUCAUCAAACUCUAAUACAUCCUCUGCUACACACAAUAAACCAGCACAAAUAAUUGUGCCCGUUGAAAUCCAUCGUGUUGAUACAGCCAAGGAGCUGAAGAAUAUAGAUAAUAUGGCUACUUACAACGGCACAACUUCAACUGCUAACACCACCUCUGCAGCACAAUGCUGCAAAAGUGGUGUCGAUGAGAAAUCAUUUUUGCCACUGAGCACCACAUCGAGUGUUACAUCCGUUAUUGAUAAAACAGUUGUCAAACAUUAUGUGGCCAAUGAUAAAAGUAUCUAUGAGAAGCGUAAAUAUGAUGACAUUGAAUUUGAGGAAUUUGAAAUCUAUGAUCCAACCAAAGAUUUUGAAAAGUUAAUUGAAGAAGAGCAGAAACGUAAUAAUUCUGAAACCCACUCCACAGCCACCUCCCACACUACACAACAAAUCAAUAACCAACAACAUUCAACGACCUCAUCCUUGUCUUCCAACACGUCAAAGGCCUCAGCAACAUCAUCAAUGGCCACUGCAAAUAGUCAACAAACUGUGGCUUCCACGGAAACGGAAACAGAUUGUUAUGAUAGUCUAGAUGACAAAUUAUAAAAUGAAGAGAUUGAAAGAGAUGGAGGCAGCAAGUAGACAUAUUGAUACUCAAACAUGAAAUGGAAUGCCAGUAUCAAUAAAACUAAAUGAACAGCUCAACUAUCUAGGAAUACUUUCUGGGUUUUAUUUUUCUUCUUACAAUUAAGUUUUUGUUAUUUCUUGUUUUUCUUCCUUAGAAUUAUUAAUACAAAAAUAAUAAAUUAGAAAAGUUUUGUGAAAAAUUCUCAAUCUGGUGCAACGAUAUUAAAUGUGUAUUUUGGUGUAGGGAUUUAUUUUUGUUUAAAUUAAAAUUGUAAUUAUUAAAGAAAGAAAUAUAUAUUUUGCUCAUUUGUUUUUUUUUUAUUUUUUAUUUUGUUGUAUCUGAAUGUCAAACAUAAAUUGUUGUUAUUAAUUUUAAAAUGUUUAAUAUUAUUUUAAUGUAUUUUAAAUUUUAGUCUUAAGCUGAAAAUUACAUGUCCUAAUAAUAUGAAAUCUUUAUACUGCAGACAAAAGUAUAUUCGAAUAAAUUAUAUUAUUAAAUUAAUAAAUUGUGAUUUUUU
Calliphora vicina (urban bluebottle blowfly) is the source of this 8567-nucleotide messenger RNA. RefSeq names its product javelin (gene jv). Gene Ontology annotation, cellular component: mediator complex. Lineage: Eukaryota; Metazoa; Arthropoda; Insecta; Diptera; Calliphoridae. The transcript is spliced from 7 exons. Gene Ontology annotation, biological process: positive regulation of transcription by RNA polymerase II. The record is from RefSeq and is a predicted model, not a curated record. The coding region runs from base 16 to 8028 and encodes 2670 amino acids. Gene Ontology annotation, molecular function: transcription factor binding; transcription coactivator activity.